Messenger RNA from Fonsecaea erecta, 660 nucleotides. RefSeq lists its product as hypothetical. Bases 1 to 660 code for a protein of 219 amino acids. Lineage: Eukaryota; Fungi; Ascomycota; Eurotiomycetes; Chaetothyriales; Herpotrichiellaceae. The record is from RefSeq and is a predicted model, not a curated record. The transcript is spliced from 2 exons.
AUGAAGUUCAGAACGAGGGAACUCGACCUGGCCACGGCGCUUGACGAGACGUUCCUUCGGAUUGCCGAGAUUGGGCUGCGUGUCCUGGAGGGCGUCUGGUCCGUCAUCAUCAUCGGCUUCGUCGCGGCCGUCAUGAGCAGCCUAUCCGACGCAGAUGCAGACGUGCCGCGGAAAGCGACGGCGACAGUGGUCAUCGCCUGCAUCUGCACCGUCUACUCGGGCAUCACCAUCCUGCCUAUGUUCUUCGGCGGGGCCUUGUUCUUCUCGGUGUCGUUGGUCUUUGAUAUCCUCUUUGUGGCUGCCUGGGCCACCCUGAUCGGUCUGUGGGACGGCGACGCCACGGACUCGUGCCGCGCCUUCAAAACCAAGUACUUCGACGGGCAGCUAUCGAAGGCGCACUUCCAAACCGACUGUGAGCUGGUCAAGGCCAUGUUUGCAUUCAUGAUUGUCAAUCUGGUGUCCUUCUUGGGAUCAGCGGUGAUCGCAUUCUGUCUGCGCCUCAUCGAACUUGAGUAUGCUAUGAGCUGGAGGAUCCCUCCAGUGGUGAACAAAUUCGACAAGCGGGGAAGACAGGCACACUGUACGUGCUGCAAACACAACACGAACAACCCUUCACCACAGCGGACCUCGAUGGCCGAGAGCACCGCACCAAUGGUGUAA